AUGUUUAAACAAAUAUUGGAAUUUUUAUUACUAUCACUUCUUUUGGGAUAUUCAAAUGCUGCUGAUAUAUUGUUAAGCUUGAAUACUGGUGAUUUAGGUGGAGAUUCGAUUGAUGAUCUGGAUACGAAACCAAUUAUUAUCCAUAUCGACAAGAGUUCAAUGUCUCCAGAUGUUUUGAAACAUCUCUCCAAGACAUCAAAUGUAGUUUUUGCUGACAUUCCAGCAUCUCCUCAAUUUAUUAAUUUGAAAGAUCUUGAAAGUGAAUUAAAUGAUGAAAUAAAAAAAGCAGAAUGGAAUAUCGAAGCAGAGACUUAUAGACAAUACUCUCUUAUGAACAGGACCAAUACCUUAUUUAACUGGUUAAAACCCAAUUUACAAAAAGUGAAUAUGAACCAAAAUGGUUUGGUCAUCGAGAUUAGAACCACUACAAACAAUACAGAGUCAGACGAAGAAGAUAUUAAGUUUGCCAGGGAUUCUGAACUUGAACUUGAGUCUGAACCUGAAUUGCAGGAAUUAGAACUAAAUGAACAAGAAAUUGGAGAAAAGUACCUAGAUAGGAAGAGGACUGUUAAUAAGGAAGAGAUCGCAUCUCUUACAUUUACUGCUAACCCAGAGGUUUCAUCCAGCGUCAGUAAGAAAAAGGUUCCUCAUAAUAAGGCAAACGAGUACAAAGCAGCAAAUGAUUCAAAACCAACAAAAAUCAAAGAAGAAAAUAUGCAGAAUAGUUCUCCAUUUAUGUUCCCAACCACAUUAUUUACCGCAAUCGCACUAACAUUAUUAAUUUUCAUUCAUGCAUAUUAA
This is a messenger RNA of Vanderwaltozyma polyspora DSM 70294, 801 nucleotides long. It is a transcript of the gene SPO19, whose product is annotated as Spo19p. Lineage: Eukaryota; Fungi; Ascomycota; Saccharomycetes; Saccharomycetales; Saccharomycetaceae. The record is from RefSeq and is a predicted model, not a curated record. Bases 1 to 801 code for a protein of 266 amino acids. The transcript has a single exon.